CUGUGUUUUAUUCUCUUGUUUUUGAUUCCCCACCCCCAUAUAUUUCCAAAAAAACCCUUGAAACCUUUCUAAAAGAGAAAAAGAGAGCUCAAAUUUAAAUCAUGGUUUUCUCAUCUGUUCCACCCUAUCUUGAUCACCACAAUUGGCAUCAUCAGCUUCAGCAAUCAAACAAUCAUGGAAGUGGAGGUGUCGGCGGUGGUGUUAGUGAAAACCCUAAUCUUCCACCUCCACCGCCGCCUUCACAACCUUGUGGUGGUGGAGGUGGAGGUGGAGAAGGAUUGACCAGACCAGGAUCUAUGGUUGAUCGAGCUAGGUUAGCCAAACUACCCUUGCCAGAGCCAGGUCUAAACUGCCCGCGUUGUGAUUCCACCAACACGAAAUUUUGCUACUUCAACAACUAUAGCCUCACUCAGCCUCGACACUUUUGCAAGACGUGCAGGCGUUACUGGACUAGAGGAGGUGCUUUAAGAAAUGUUCCUGUUGGUGGUGGCUGUAGGAGAAACAAAAGAAGUAGCAAAAGCAGAAGCUCGAAAUCUCCAAGCCAAUCAGGCGCGCCUAAAUCCCUAAGUGUAAGUCCUCCACGAAGUAGCUCAGAGAAUAUGACAAGUAGUCAACUCCAUCAUCCACCUUCACUUCACUUGCCCUUCAUGAGUUCUCUUAGUCAAUAUGGAGGUGCUGGUGGCAAUCUUAGCUCCAGUAUUGGUGGAUUUCAGCCUCCAAGUGAAAUCGGAAAUUUUCAAAUAGGAAGUGGUAGCUCAGGUGUCAUCGAAGCACAAUCAUCUUCAAUGGUUGGAGGAGACAUAAGUUUAAAGAAUUCCAGGAUCGAUACUUCUCAGAUUGAUCCCCCGGUGAAGGUAGAAGACAAUCGAGGCUUAAAUUUAUCAAGGCAGUUUUUGGGUAUGUUGGAAAAUGCCAACCAACAAUCAUGGGCUGGAAAUUCCUGGGCAGAAUUUUCUGGUGUCAGCACGACUACUCCCACUACACAUUUCCUAUGA
Molecule: messenger RNA, 995 nt
Organism: Lactuca virosa
Lineage: Eukaryota; Viridiplantae; Streptophyta; Magnoliopsida; Asterales; Asteraceae
Source: the annotation of a GenBank genome assembly